Messenger RNA from Mycotypha africana, 1261 nucleotides. RefSeq names its product P-loop containing nucleoside triphosphate hydrolase protein. The record is from RefSeq and is a predicted model, not a curated record. Lineage: Eukaryota; Fungi; Mucoromycota; Mucoromycetes; Mucorales; Mycotyphaceae. Gene Ontology annotation, molecular function: RNA helicase activity; ATP binding; RNA binding. Gene Ontology annotation, biological process: poly(A)+ mRNA export from nucleus. Bases 20 to 883 code for a protein of 287 amino acids. The transcript has a single exon. Gene Ontology annotation, cellular component: cytoplasmic stress granule; nucleus.
UGACGUUUCUGUUUGUGAAAUGGUCAAAAACUCUAAAGUCAAGUACCAGCGCAUACUUGAUCACGUCGUUGUCGGUACUCCCGGCUCGCUCCUUGAUGCUAUGCGUCGUGGCUACCUCGAUACGAAUGCCAUCAGAACUUUUGUAUUGGAUGAAGCUGAUAACAUGCUAGAACAAUCCGGUUUGGGCGAUCAAACAAUCCGAAUCAAGAAGCUGAUCAAGGCCUCACAUGAAUAUCAAAUCAUGCUAUUCUCGGCUACUUACCCUGAACACGUCAAAAGGUUUUCUGAAGAAUUCGUGCCAAGAUCAAACCAGAUUUUCAAGAGAAGGGAAGAGUUAACGGUGGAAGAAAUCCUUCAAAUAUGCAUUGACUGCGACACUGUAGAUCAGAAAUAUGAUCUUCUUUGUGCAUUGUAUGACUUGUUAACAGUAAGCCAGAGUAUUAUAUUUUGCCAAAAAAAGCAAACAGCUGAUGAAAUAGGUCACCGAAUGAAAGAAGAUGGCCAUAAUGUCAAAGUGCUCCAUGGCAAUCUGACUCCUGAAGAACGAGACAAUAUCAUUGAUGAUUUCCGUAAAGGGAGAUUCAAGGUCCUGAUUUCUUCCAAUGUCCUUUCUCGUGGAAUUGAUAUAACGCAAAUCUCACUCGUGAUUAACUAUGAUUUACCUAUUAAUUAUAUGGGACAAGUUGAACCUGAUGUUUACUUGCAUCGUAUUGGAAGAACCGGAAGAUUUGGUCGCCGUGGUGUCUGUGUCAACUUUGUUCAUGAUAGAAACAUGUAUCUUGCUAUAAAGGAGUUGGAAGAAUGUUUUCAGACAAAAAUGCUUCAUAUAAGUGGUAAUACCGAACUUGAAGAAUUUCAAAAGAUUCUCAAGAAGAUCUUGUGAGAAAAUAUAACGCUUCUCCUUCAAAACGCAUAUUGCAUACGUCGGAAAUUCUUGUCAAAAUACACAAAUACUAUAUCUCUUUGAGAUAGAUAAAUUUAUUUCGUUGCAAAUGUUCAACAAAAGAAUUAAGAAAGACCAUCAUCAAUAAACAUCUUCCUUUAUGUUCUUUACAUUAUAAAAAAUGCUAUAUUCCUCGAAAAAAGAAAUUAAAGGAAGCAAAAAGGCUUCGACACAUGUAAAUAAAUUCUGCUUGACCAUAUAAGUUAAAUGAAAAACAUUCAAGACAAAAAGACAAAAGAAUUCGAUCAACACUUGUAAUUUUUUUGAAUGUUUGUGUUUACGGAGACUCUCUCCACAGGAGCUUUAACAUUGGCAAUA